Rotaria sordida is the source of this 210-nucleotide messenger RNA. NCBI's taxonomy places the organism in Eukaryota, Metazoa, Rotifera, Eurotatoria, Philodinida, Philodinidae. The record is from the annotation of a GenBank genome assembly.
AUGGAUGCUAUUAAAGCUGGUGUUGAAAAAGCAAAAGAAACUAUACAAGGCAAAAAAGCCGAAGAUAAAGCAGAAAAAGCUUGUGAUCCAACUGAAAAACCAAGCGACCGUGUUGAUGCUGCAUUCGAAUCUGGCAAAGCUAAAAUGAAGGAACAAGAACAUGCUUGCAAUGCUGAAUGCAAAAAAGACAAACAUUUCUAUUUAUAUUAA